This is a messenger RNA of Cimex lectularius (bed bug), 788 nucleotides long. RefSeq names its product 28 kDa heat- and acid-stable phosphoprotein-like. Bases 128 to 652 code for a protein of 174 amino acids. Gene Ontology annotation, molecular function: RNA binding. The transcript has 6 exons. Gene Ontology annotation, cellular component: cytosol. NCBI's taxonomy places the organism in Eukaryota, Metazoa, Arthropoda, Insecta, Hemiptera, Cimicidae. The record is from RefSeq and is a predicted model, not a curated record.
GAGACGUUUUUCCGGAAGGUUCCACCCCCGGGCGGUUUCCCGUACGAAACUGUUAACUCGUUACUUGGCUUUGAUAUUAAAGUUAUUUUAACCUUUAAAAUUUUAGUUCCGACAUAAAACAGAAGAAAUGCCGAGAGGCAAGUAUACGAACCAUAAAGGAAGGAGUAGGAGGUUUACCAGCGCUGAGGAGUUAGAGGAACAAAGAAGACAAGAUGAAACUUUCAGACAGAAAAAGGCGGAGCCGGGAAUGGAGUCGAGCGAUGAAGACGAAGAGAAAAGCGGUUCUUCUGACGAAAGUGGAAGUGAAGGAGAGCAGCAGAAAGCAAAAGGAGUCGAAAAUCUUAUUGAAGUUGUCAAUCCGAAUCGGAUGCCGAACAAGCCGAAAAAAUUGUCCGAAGUGACCGAGGAGGUGACACCGGAGCUAAGCAGGAGGGAAAUGGAAGAAAUUAAGAAGCAUAAGAUGAGAGCACACUACCACAAGCUCCACGCCCAAGGGAAAACUGCCCAGGCGAAAUCUGACUUAGCCCGGCUGGCAAUUAUAAAGCAACAAAGGGAAGAAGCGGCAAAAAGGAGAGAAGCUGAAAAAUUAGAAAAAGAAGCUGGUAAACAAAGUAAAGUGGCGGAGAUGCAAAAGGUGCUGGGUAAAAAAUAAAACUAAGGGAUUUCAUUGGUUGCCAACAGUUCAUUGAAUCACUCCUGUACAAACAAAAACCUGAAACAAAUCUCUUUGUUAAUAAUAAAAUAUUCUUUAAACUUCAAGAUUGAUAAAUAAACGUAUUUACAUUUAA